Dufourea novaeangliae is the source of this 793-nucleotide messenger RNA. It is a transcript of the gene mRpL12, whose product is annotated as 39S ribosomal protein L12, mitochondrial. Gene Ontology annotation, molecular function: structural constituent of ribosome. The record is from RefSeq and is a predicted model, not a curated record. The coding region runs from base 55 to 603 and encodes 182 amino acids. NCBI's taxonomy places the organism in Eukaryota, Metazoa, Arthropoda, Insecta, Hymenoptera, Halictidae. Gene Ontology annotation, biological process: mitochondrial transcription; translation. The transcript is spliced from 4 exons. Gene Ontology annotation, cellular component: mitochondrial large ribosomal subunit; ribosome.
CUAUGCCUAUGAGGAUACCAGUUUGAAACGUGUACUUUCAUUAAAACAAACACGAUGAAUUCACUAAGAUUCAUGACUCGACGAAACAUUCAUCAAAUUCGUCAAUUUCACAAAUGCAUUGUUCAACAAACUGAAGCAGCUGCUGUUACUGCCAGAGUUGAACCAUUAGUUUCUCCUCCAGUUGAUACAACUAAGCAACCACCAGUUAGUUCUAAGAUAGAACAGAUAGCUGAUCAAAUUGUUACUUUAAAUCUUAUAGAGGUAGCACAACUAAGUGAUCUAUUGAAAAAACGAUUAAAUUUACCAGAUGCCCCUAUGAUGCCCAUGGGUGGCUUUGCUGUUGCACCUGCUGCAGUGGAAGAAGAUGAAGAACCACAAAUAGUACAAACUGCAUUUACAGUUAAGCUAACUGCCUUUGAUGAGAAACAGAAAAUACCUUUAAUAAAAGAGUUGAAGAAUAUAUUACCAGAUUGCAAUCUUGUACAGGCUAAAAAGUUUGUUGAAGCUUUACCAGGAAUAGUUACAAAAGAUAUUACAAAGGAAGAAGCAGAGAAGUUAAAAGAUACCAUUACAAAAGUAGGUGGUACUGUGGAAAUCGUUUAAUUCUUGAAUAUUAGUUUGUAAAUCUACAUCCAGGAGAUCGCUUAAGAGGUCUGAUAGUAUUUUGUAAUAAUUUCUAAACCAUUUAAGACUAAAAUAAAAGAAAUUACCUAGCUCUGUAAUGCAAUACAAAUUCCUGUUCCAUUAGCAUGCAUUUUACGAAUCUAAAAAUAAUUAUUAGGUUCUUUUGUAC